Rotaria sordida is the source of this 1627-nucleotide messenger RNA. Lineage: Eukaryota; Metazoa; Rotifera; Eurotatoria; Philodinida; Philodinidae. The record is from the annotation of a GenBank genome assembly.
AUCAUUAGUUAUUCGAGAGAAAUUCCAUCUAUUUGGUUAUACUGGUAUUGCUACCGUUCUUAGUAAUAUUGGGAAAGCUCUGCAUUGGCAAAGAAAGUAUGAUGAAGCUCUUGACUUCAAUCAACGAGCACUAACAGUUCGAGAGAACUAUGAUGCAACUAAUCAUGUUGGUAUUGUUGAUAAUCUGAUAAAUAUUGCCAAUGUUCUAAGAGACCAGGGAAAGUACAAUGAAGCUAUCGAGUUUCAACAACGAGCAUUGAUGAUACGAGAACAAUAUUAUCCUUCUGAUCAUGUAAACAUUGCUAAUAGUUUGAACAACAUCGCUACUAUUCUGAACAAACAAAGAAAAUAUGAUGAAGCUGUUGAGUUCUAUCAAAGAGUGCUGAGAAUCUACGAAAAAUGCUGUCCAUCGAAUCCUGUUGACAUUACUAAUGGUCUUAUCAAUAUUGCUGAUGUUCUGAGCAAACAAGAAAAAUACAAAGAAGCCAUUGAAUUUCAACAGAGAGCAUUAACAAUUCGAGAAGAAAAGUAUUCCUUUGAUCAUGAAAAAAUUGCGGAUAGUUUGAAUCGCAUCGGUGAUAUUCGAAUUAAUCAAAGAGAAUACAAUCUAGCACUCGACUGUUAUCAACGAGCCUUAAGAAUUCUCGAAAACUGUUAUCCAUCUGGUCAUGUUGAUAUUGCUGAGAAUCUGCAAUAUAUCGGUAUGACCCUAAUUAUGCAAGGAAAGUAUGAUGAAGCCUCCGAUUUCUGCCAACGAGCACUGACGAUUUAUAAACAAUAUUAUCCAUCCGGUCAUACAAAUCUUGCUACUUGUCUAAAUUCCAUUGGUAAUAUAUUUGGUAUCCAAGAAAAAUAUGAUGAAGCUCUCGAUUUUUAUUAUCAAGCGCUGGCAUUUUACAAGAAGGAUUCAUCCAAUCAUUCGAAUACCACUACUUAUCUGAACAAUAUAGCUGAAGUUUUCAAAAGACAAAGAAAAUAUGAUAAGGUUCUCGACUUUCAACAACAAGCAUUGACUGUUCUCAAAAGUAACUUGCCUAAUGAUCAGUUCAAAAUUGCUAGCAAUCUCAAGAAUAUCGGUGGUACUCUUUUUAAGCAAACAAAAUAUCAUGAAUCUCUCGACUCUUAUCAACAAGCAUUAAUCAUAUUCAAAGAAUAUUAUUCCCAUGAUCAUGUUGAAAUUGCUGAUUGCCUAUAUUGGAUUGCUGCUAAUUUCAAUAAAAAUUCUCAAUUCGAUCUAGCUAUUGAAUAUUUGGAAAGAUGUUUAUUAAUUAAAGAGGCCAAUCUACCUUCAAGAAGUCUCUCCAUCGCUAACGUACUUAAUUGUUUGUCACAAGUACAAAGAACGAGAGGACAGCAUCAACUCUCUCUUAUAUAUGAACAAAAUUGUUUGUUAAUGCGUCUCGAAGCUCUAUCACCAGAUCAUGAAGAUAUUGGUCAUAGUUUAUCAAACAUAGGUGAGAUUUACGAAAAACUUCAUAAAUCUAUGUUGGCACUUGAUUACUAUCAACAAGCAUUAGAUAUCUACAGGAAAUGUCUGUCUCCAUGGCAUGAUGAUCGAUGGAAGAUGGAAUUGAACAUUGAACGACUUUCGGAAGAACUUGGAAUAGAACUCGAUUGGUCAGAUUGA